Apodemus sylvaticus (European woodmouse) is the source of this 795-nucleotide messenger RNA. RefSeq names its product glycoprotein hormone subunit alpha 2 (gene Gpha2). Gene Ontology annotation, molecular function: hormone receptor binding; hormone activity. NCBI's taxonomy places the organism in Eukaryota, Metazoa, Chordata, Mammalia, Rodentia, Muridae. The record is from RefSeq and is a predicted model, not a curated record. Gene Ontology annotation, biological process: cell surface receptor signaling pathway. The coding region runs from base 225 to 605 and encodes 126 amino acids. Gene Ontology annotation, cellular component: extracellular region. The transcript is spliced from 4 exons.
GCCUGGAGACUGAGCGAGCGCCAGUUUGGAGACCAGCAGGAGGCACCCGGAGUCUACCAUUGCUCCGGCCUGAGUAGCAGAGGCAGGGAAGUAAACACCCCACGCAUUCCUACCAGAGGCAGAGAAGAUAAACAUCGCCUCCCAGGCACACCCCACCAGGCAGAAGACCCAGAAGCCUAGCUUGCCAGUGGAGAGGCACAGCUUCAAAGACUCUCUGCCCACCCAUGGCACCACGAGUCUUGCUCCUCUGCCUGCUGGGCCUGGCAGUCACUGAAGGGCAUGGCCUGGAGGCAGCCAUCCCAGGCUGCCACUUGCACCCCUUCAAUGUGACGGUGCGAAGUGAUCGCCACGGCACCUGCCAGGGCUCCCAUGUGGCACAGGCAUGUGUGGGACACUGUGAGUCUAGUGCUUUCCCUUCCCGGUACUCUGUGCUGGUAGCCAGUGGCUAUCGACACAACAUCACCUCUGCCUCCCAGUGCUGCACCAUCAGCAGCCUUAAGAAGGUGAGGGUGUGGCUGCAGUGCGUGGGGAACCAGCGUGGGGAGCUUGAGAUCUUCACUGCCAGGACCUGCCAGUGUGAUAUGUGCCGUCUCUCCCGCUACUAGUCCCUGAAGGGCUCAGGUUCCAGUCCUGCCACUGAAAUUUCAUAGAUCUCUCAAAUGAGGGGCCCUGACCCUCUUUAGAGUCUGUGAAGAUGGGGGUUUCGCCUCCUUUUACCUUUUACCUGGCCUUCUCAGAAGUCUCACUGCUACGUUCUCCUUUGCUCCUGUCCUCAAUAAAGCAAGCAAUGCUUGA